Messenger RNA from Procambarus clarkii (red swamp crayfish), 4357 nucleotides. Its product is annotated as transmembrane protein 185A. NCBI's taxonomy places the organism in Eukaryota, Metazoa, Arthropoda, Malacostraca, Decapoda, Cambaridae. The record is from RefSeq and is a predicted model, not a curated record.
GAAAUGUACGCAAAAAAUGAAAAAAAAAUAUUUGUGGCAACUCAUGCAUGUUGAAGCUGGCGGGUGACUGGCUCCGGGAGUCUACGUCACGGGCGACCACCAAAUCAUGACGUCACACGCCAUUUUCCGGACCCCAUUGCGGCCAAAACAAUCAGAAAAUUUACUCUCUCCAUUGAGCAGUGUGAGAAUUCCUGAUGUUAUAUCAGCAACCAGUGAUGCAAUGUAAACUUUCAAGUGAGAGACAGAGGGAAGAUUUAUUAUGGAAAAAUAUGUUGUAAGAAAACUGGACACAUCUGGAUUGUAUUUUGUAUCUGAGAAAACAUUUGCUCUUGGCCAAGAAAGCUUUUCAUCUGAGUCUCACUCUGAUUGUGAUUGUCAAACCUUGAUUAAACCUGAUCUAUACAUUACUACAAUAGAAGUGUAAGAAAAUAUCUUCCUCCAAGACCAUCAACAAAUGUAACACUAAGGAGAAGAUAAAACAAAGGUUGCUAGGCACAUUAGGACAAUGUAAUAAGGUGUUACUUGAAAAGCUCCUAGAGCCGAGAACCCCGGAAAAAUGACGUGCAAUUGAGAAAUGAAUCUGCAAUCAAUGUUUCGAGACUUUAAUCCAGGGAAGUUUAUCGUAUGGGUGUGCCUGGCAACAUUUACGGCACUACUGGCCCUGCGUCUGGACGAUGAAUUGGACUGGAGCUUUUGGGUGGUGUUUUCACCGAUAUGGGUGUGGAAAGCUUUGGUGGUGGUGGGCGCCCUCAUUGGCAACAUUGUAUGGUGGAAGAAUCCUCAUUACAGAUUAGAGGGUCAGUCGUACAUUCAGUAUCGAGCGCUUCUCAUCUCCCUCGGCCUCCACCUCUUCCUGCUGAUGUUUGAGGUGCUCGCAGCUGACAACUUGGAGAACCAUCGCCAUGCUUGGGUAUCUGUCUUCGCCCCGCUCAUACUCAUAUCCAUUGUGUCCAUCGCAGCUUGUAUUUGGGCUGUAAAACAUGACCGAUCUUUCGAGCUGGAGCUCUUCUGCUCGGUGAAUCUACUUCAGUUUAUCUUUAUUGCUCUGCGGCUCGACAAGUACAUCAGGUGGCCUUGGGAGAUUGUGUUUGUGCCAGCAUGGAUUCUGAUGUGUGUGUCUGUUGUGGCAGUACUGUACUCUAUUGUAUUCGCCGGCCUGCUUCUGCGGAUGCCCGAUGUAAACCCUGACCGCCGCCGCACCUCCAUGAACUCUGCAGUUGGCUACACCUGCCUUGUAGCUCCACUUCUCAUAUUCCUUAUCACCCUAGCCAGUAAGAUGAAUGGCAACACGUCGGCCACAUAUACAUCCGUGGUGUCACCCCUCUACAUCUCCUAUGUCACACUUGUUCUAAUGUCCUUCACCACAAAACGAGCCAACCAAUGGUGGUUUGGCCUGAGAAAGGAUCUGUGUCAAUUUCUUCUGGGAGUGUGUCCGCUCCUGCAGGAAUAUGCCAAUAUCUCAUACAGCAUCCCUCAUGUGGAGGAUGGACAGAUGGAUAAUCGCAGUCUACCAUCAGCUGAGGCUGGGAUUAUCACCACUGAGAAAAAGGAUGUUGUGUCGUCUUCUCGUAGGCUUGAGCAUCGUGUAGUAGUGCCUGCUGUCAGUCUUGAAGUGCCAGAUUAAACAGUGGAGCCUUGUAUUUAGUGAUACAAAAGUUUAUUUCAUUAUUGUCUUUUGGUUUUAAUGUUGGUAAGUUUCAUCAUGAUUUAUAAGAGAUAUAUAUCUAAAAAUAUCUUCAACUUGAGAUUUUUAUUGUACCAAACAAUUAUUAGUUGUGAAAAACAUAUUUUGUACUUCCCAAAUAUGUGGUCAUUUUCAUAACAGUAAGAAUGUAAUUAGUUAAUAAGCAUAAUGAUGAGGAUAUUCAAGCAAUAAUCUGUUUAUGUUCCUAUGCACCACAACAUUUGUGGUUAAACUUUGGAAAACAUUUUGCCUCAGGUGAUUAUAUCUGUCUCAAGCUACCUAUAAUAGCAAGUUAGCUGUUAUUUUUUUUUGUUUGCAAGCAUUUUGUCACAGCAUGCAAAAAUAAAAUAAAAUUUGCCAAAGAGUCUUUUAUACUAGCUUUUGUAAUGAGGUAAUCUGUACUCAAAUCAUGGGUAAGGUUGAAAGACUGAGCACUGUUCCUUCAAUCCAUUCUCUCCUUUGCAACCAGCAGUAAUUGGUGACCUGGAUGUAAAACUGUUAGACGAUGAUAUUCUGUGGAAAACAUGGUACUGAAUAACUUGACUCGUUACCUAAAUCUCAACAUAACAAAAAGUAAAGAGGUGUGAAAAUAUAUAGCAAGGGCAAACCACAUGCCAAGGGAGGUGCAGACAGAGCCCUUGCAGAGUGAACAAACAUCCCCAGCUCUGAAAUGCAUAGAGGUAAAAUUCCAGGGCUUACCUAUCUGUUAAAGAUUCUGGGAAUCAAUGUCCCCAUGGCUUGGUCUCUGACCAGGCCUCCUGGUUGCUGGUCUCAUCCACCAGACUGAUGCAGCUACUUGUGGCCUGAUGUGUGAGUCAUAGCCUGGUUAAUAAGGUAUCCUUUGAAGGUGCUUGUUGAGGUCUCUCUCUCUCUGAAUACUGCGAUUGGUCAGCCAGUUAUGCCCCCGUAUGUGUAUGGGAAGAUUAUUGAAAAGUCUCGGGCCUUUGGUGUUGAUUGAGUUCUCUCUCAGCAUGCCUACUUCACCUCUGCUCAUCAGUGGGGCUAUUUUGCACAUCUUGCCAUACCUUCUGGUCUCAUGUGGUCUUACUUCUGUGUGCAGAUUUGGAACCAGUCCUUCUAAUAUUUUCCAAGUGUAGAUUGCUAUGUAUCUGUCCUGCCUGUGCUCUUGGGAAUACAGAUUUAAAACUUUAAGGUGGUCCCAAGAAUUUAAAUGUUUUACCGAGUGGAUUCUAGUGGUAAAAGCAUUCAAACAACCACCAUGUUGCUAACUCGAAAAGAGAAAAAUAAAAGUGGCAGCUGCAUGGUAAGCCCCAAAAAGAGAGAGACUGAAAGAGAAUAAAGAAGAGAGAGUGCAAAGAGUACGAAUCUGAGCCAUAGAUGUCAUAGACCCAACAGGCAACUAGGCAGAAGCAGAGAAUGACUGCUGGCUAGUAGCAGAAUCGAUAAGCAUCCUACAAACUCACAUGUAAUGAGUGCAAACUCAAUGAGUUGAGAUCAAAACAAGCCCUGUGAUACCAGGGCCUGUAGGUAACUAGCCAUGCAAGACAUCAUGAACCAUGGACACUUGCCAGAAGAAGACAUGAAACACAUCCACAAUCUAUAGGGUUGUGCAGGGUGGCCACAUCAUGCUGUACAUACAAAUGUGUGAACUCCAGUGCACCCUAAUCCAACCAAAAUGAAUACCCAUAAUAUGGGCUUAAACAGCGGAGCCAAAUGCUCUUGAAAAAUCUGAGGUAAGACCUUUGCUCUGGUGGCCUGGCACACGAAAGGGCAAACACCUGAACACACCAGAGAAGUAACUGUCAGUGCAGGGGAAGCACUAGCAGGCAUCCAGGAAAGGAAACCCUGAGCACAUGCAGCCCGAAGCACCAAAUGAACCAAGUUAACACAACAUACCAGAUAGUAAAUACGCUCGUGAAACAAAUACUAAAAAUGUAAACAAUAGACAAGCAAAUGGCCACUGCAGGACAAAGUCCAAGGAUGACUGGCACUCAACAUAGAAACACGGGGGACCUGCUGUUACUAAUAGUGACCCCAUAUGCACUACAGUGGUGUGCAUAGCACCACAUCAGCGACAGAACUGUCUUUGGAGAGGUGAUGGGAAGCCGGGAUUCCGUGCCCUUCUAGUGACGGUUUGUUGAUACAGUACUAAGGGUUUGAGCUAGUUUUGAUUGAUUUGAUAAUUUUCCUUGAAUUGGUUUAAGAUUUGUUUGGCGGGUUUCAAGUCUUCAGUUUCUGUGAAGUUUCCAGUUACAGUAUCUGAAAUGCUUCUCUGACUUUCUGGACGCUUUCCCAGUGGGGUAUCACCUGCCCUCUGCACCUCUGUGACAGGGCCCAGGUUCUGGCUCUGGUCUACAGUAGGGGAAACAGAACUAAAAUGACUAAUGUGAUCUAAUAGAUAGGAGCAAACUCAGCAAGAUAGCUUUAGGUAGCCACCAAGAGGUAGCCAUCAGAAAUAUAUUUUUGCCAAGUGUUUUAUUCUUUUUCUUGACUUCUUACUGGUCAGUUCAUAUUAUAUUCCAUUUGUGUUAGUGUAUAUGCCAAUAUUUGUAAGAUACUUUGUGAUAGUUAUUGAGAAUAGUUCUGAUUUAAAUACUGUACAGUAUUUGCAAUUUACACAAUAUGUAAAUGUAUUCAUAGUUCAAAAUUAUGUAAAGCUGUAUCAUUGUAUAAUAUACUUUGCAAAUGAUGCAAUAGAAACAUUAUGUACAA